AUGGUGCACACAAACGUCGUUAUCAUCGGCUCCGGCCCUGGCGCCCACACGGCUGCCAUCUAUCUUUCUCGCGCCGAGCUCGAGCCUGUUCUCUAUGAGGGUAUGCUCGCCAACGGCACUGCCGCCGGUGGCCAAUUGACCACCACCACUGACGUCGAGAACUUCCCCGGUUUCCCCGACGGUAUCGGCGGUUCCGAGUUGAUGGACAAGAUGCGCGCCCAAUCCGAGCGUUUCGGUACCAAAAUCAUCACUGAGACCAUUUCCAAGCUGGAUCUGUCUCAGCGACCUUUCAAGAUGUGGACUGAGUGGAACGACGGUCCCGACAGUGAGCCUGCACACACUGCCGACGCCGUGAUCAUCGCCACUGGCGCCAACGCCCGUCGCUUGAACUUGCCUGGCGAGGAGAAGUACUGGCAGAACGGCAUCAGCGCGUGUGCUGUCUGUGACGGCGCUGUGCCCAUCUUCCGCAACAAGCCUCUUUACGUGAUUGGUGGUGGUGAUUCCGCUGCCGAGGAGGCCAUGUUCCUGGCUAAGUACGGUAGCCACGUUACCGUCCUUGUCCGCCGUGACAAGCUGCGCGCUUCCAAAGUCAUGGCCGACCGCCUGCUCAAGCACCCCAAGUGCACAGUCCGCUUCAACACUGUUGCCACCGAGGUCCUCGGUGAAGAUAAGCCCAACGGCCUCAUGACCCACCUGCGUGUGAAGAGCACCACUGACGACAAGGAGGAGGUUGUCGAGGCCAACGGUCUCUUCUACGCUGUCGGACAUGACCCCGCGAACGCUCUGGUCAAGGGUCAGCUUAAGCUCGAUGAGGAUGGCUACAUCGUCACCCAGCCCGGUACCAGCCUCACCAGCAUCGAAGGUGUCUUCGCUUGCGGCGAUGUUCAGGACAAGCGCUAUCGCCAGGCUAUCACCAGUGCUGGCUCUGGCUGCGUUGCCGCUCUUGAGGCUGAGAAGUACCUUGCCGACCUUGACGUUUCUCAUCAGGAAGUCAACGGCGCCAAGGCUGCUCCCGUUCUCUAA
Messenger RNA from Penicillium oxalicum, 1023 nucleotides. It is a transcript of the gene trr1, whose product is annotated as thioredoxin-disulfide reductase TRR1. The transcript has 3 exons. Gene Ontology annotation, cellular component: cytoplasm. The coding region runs from base 1 to 1023 and encodes 340 amino acids. Gene Ontology annotation, biological process: removal of superoxide radicals. NCBI's taxonomy places the organism in Eukaryota, Fungi, Ascomycota, Eurotiomycetes, Eurotiales, Aspergillaceae. The record is from RefSeq and is a predicted model, not a curated record. Gene Ontology annotation, molecular function: thioredoxin-disulfide reductase (NADPH) activity.